GAUGAAAAAACCUCUGCUAUUCAUUUGUAUGUUCUGUGGGGUUUCUAGCAGAGUGAUAAUUUCGGCUCCACAAGAGGAAGAGGCGAAUCAAAGUCAGAAUUCGACAGUAGUCAUAGAAGCAUCAAAACCAAACACUUUCGAAGAAGACUCUUUACCUCCGGAACUUCCAAAAUUAACCCUAGCAGAAAAGUUGGAAUUAAUUCGAAGGAGUGGCCAAGAUCCAGCUAGGCGACGGAGGGCUCGACAGAUAACUAGAGUACAAAAAAUGAGACGAGAUUUGGCUUUGACGCCAUGGCGUAUCACACAUGUCGUGCCACGAAAGCCUCCAACUCCGAAAAGGCCAGAUCGUCCUGCUGUGGCAUUGCCGGUAGAUAUGUGUCCAGAUAAGUUUGACGCUAUAACUAGAGGCUAUAAUGGUCGAACGUAUGCGUUUGCACGAGAUCGGGUGUAUCAGAUGUGGUAUGAGGAUGAUCUUCCGCAAAAAGCCUCCUAUCUCAUCACAGAACUAUUUCCUGGAGGCCCGCGAUCGGUUUCCGCGGCUUUGACCAAUUCGCGAUCAGGAGUGACGAUUUUAAUCAACAAAAGGACUGCAUAUCGGUUCAGAUGGAACAGGAAACAUAAAAGAUUUCAAUUAGCGCGUAAUACGCCACAGGAGUUGCCGCUCAACAUCACAACUCCACAAACAGCAUUUGAAUGGAUGGAUGGCAACCAAGUUUUAUUAUCGGGUGACAGAUUCGUUAUCUAUGACGCUUAUUGGAAUCUUGCCACAUUCUCUGGGCAGACAAAGAAGUACUUUCCAAAAUUGCCAAGAGACCUGCUCGGCAUCGUCUAUACUGGUGGAAACACCAUGUUGAUGUACACGAAAGCUCAUACAAUCAAGGUGUACAAUGCGAAGAAGUACCGUAUACUCCAAGAAUACCCGUUGAAAAUCAACGAAUAUUUUGGAUGUUUACUCAGAUGAUCUGAGGAUGUUGGAUUGCAGCAUUUGCUAUUGUAUCGCCACCAUCUUCUCCUGUGAGCCUCUGAA
Molecule: messenger RNA, 1027 nt
Organism: Cylicocyclus nassatus
Lineage: Eukaryota; Metazoa; Nematoda; Chromadorea; Rhabditida; Strongylidae
Source: the annotation of a GenBank genome assembly